GCGGGAGCGCAGCGGUGCCGGCACCGGGGCAGCGGCGGGGCGGCCGCCGGCAGGGGCACCCCCAUGUCGGGGCAGCGGGAGCAGCCCCUGCCCGCCUGCUUCGCAGGUCUGGGCGCGGGCAGCCCGCGACCGCGGCAGAAGCGCGGCGGGAUGUUCUGCAGCGUGGAGGACGCCUUCGACAACAAGACGCUGAACUUCGCCUCGCUCGGGGCCCCCAGCCCCGGGACCUUCUCCGGCGGGCCCAGCCGCGCCCCCAACCCCGUCCCCGCCGCGCCGGUCCCAGGGGAGCUGCCGGCCGGCUGUCCGCAGAGUGACCAGCUUCUAAUCAAAGGAGGAAAAAUUGUCAACGAUGACCAGUCAUUUUAUGCAGACAUCUAUGUGGAAGACGGUUUGAUAAAACAAAUUGGAGAAAACCUGAUUGUUCCCGAUGGCGUGAAGACGAUCAAUGCCUGCGGGCAGCUGGUGAUGCCAGGGGGCAUAGACGUGCACACCAGGCUGCAGAUGCCCGUGCUGGGGAUGACCCCGGCCGAUGACUUCUACCACGGCACCAGAGCCGCCCUGGCGGGAGGCACCACCAUGAUCAUUGAGCACGUGUGCGCGGACGCCGGUUCCAGUCUGCUGGGCGCCUACGAGCAGUGGCGCGGCCGCGCCGACGGGCAGGCCUGCUGUGACUACGCGCUGCACCUCGACGUGCCGCGCUGGCACGACGGCCUGCGCGAGGAGAUGGAGGCCCUGGUCAAGGACAAGGGUGUGAACUCGUUCCUGGUUUUCAUGGCCUACAAGGACAGACUUCAGUGCAGCGAUGCGCAGAUGUAUGAAAUAUUCUGCAUUAUUCGAGACCUGGGGGCCAUUGCCCAAGUGCAUGCUGAAAACGGAGACAUCAUCGAUGAGGAGCAGAAGAGGCUGCUGGAGCUGGGGAUUAGCGGGCCGGAGGGACACGUCCUCAGCCGCCCCGAGGAGGUGGAGGCGGAGGCCGUGUACCGGGCCAUCACCAUUGCCAAACAAGCCAACUGCCCCCUGUACAUCACCAAAGUCAUGAGCAAAGGCGCGGCGGAUGUCAUAGCUCAAGCAAAGAGAAAAGGCACGGUUGUGUACGGGGAGCCCAUCACCGCCAGCCUGGGCGCCGACGGCUCACACUACUGGAGCAAGAACUGGGCCAAAGCCGCCGCCUUCAUCACGUCCCCCCCGCUCAGCCCGGACCCCAGCACGCCCGAGCACCUCGCCUCCCUCCUGUCCUGCGGGGACCUGCAGGUCGCGGGCAGUGCGCACUGCACCUUCAGCACGGCGCAGAAGGCCGUGGGGAAGGACAACUUCACCCUCAUCCCCGAGGGGACCAACGGCAUCGAGGAGCGCAUGGCCGUCGUCUGGGAGCAGUGCGUGGUCCCUGGGAAGAUGGACGAGAACGAUUUUGUAGCGGUGACCAGCACCAACGCUGCCAAGAUCUUCAACUGCUACCCCAGGAAGGGACGCGUGGCCGUGGGCGCCGACGCCGACCUGGUCGUGUGGAACCCCAAGGCUACCAAAAUCAUCUCGGCAAAAACCCACCAUUCGAACGUGGAAUACAACAUAUUUGAAGGCACAGAGUGUCACGGGGGUCCUACCGUGGUCAUAAGUCAGGGGAAAGUUGUUCUUGAAGAUGGAAAGCUGUGUGUCACCCAGGGCUCGGGUCGCUUCGUUCCCAGAAAGACGUUCCCCGAUUUUGUUUAUAAAAGGAUAAAGGCAAGAAACAGGCUGGCCGAGGUGCACGGCGUCCCCCGCGGGCUGUACGACGGGCCGGUGCACGAGGUCCUGGCCAGCGCCAAAGCCGUGGCCGCGCCGGCCUCCCGCAUCGCGCCCUGCGCCAGCAAAGCCCCCGCCGCUCCCGUGCGCAACCUCCAUCAGUCGGGCUUCAGCUUGUCCGGCUCGCAGGCCGACGACCACAUCGCCAGGCGCACGGCUCAGAAGAUCAUGGCCCCCCCGGGCGGGCGCUCCAACAUCACCUCGCUGUCCUGACGGCCCCACGACCGCACACCUCUGCGCCCGUCACCCCGCGGGCACUGGUCCGGCCGGGAAGGGGACAGGGUCACCCUCCAGCUCAGGGUGAAACCCAGCGGCUGUUGGCUGCCCCAGCCCCUUCUUCUUGUAGGUAGACACUAGAGUAACCCCGAGAGGUAGUGCUCCCGUCCCCGUGUCCCCAUCUGUGUUCCCCCGUAGCUCCUGGGAAGCCCUUACCCUGUGCAUGUGGGCACCCCGCUCAGGGCUGGCACCACAACCAAGGUGCGUUUCGGCUGGAAUCCACUCCUUUCAGUAGCAGUGAUGCCCUUUCUAGUCGAAGGAUUUUUAACCGCUGAACGUUUCCGACUCUGGUUUUAUUAGGGUGACUGCAUCUCGUCUGUUUGCAGCAUCCCGAGCAGGCUCCCGCCAUGCCGGGCCGUGUCCCUGUGCCCGGGGGCACACGUGGCCGUGCCGGACAGCAGCGCGUCCCUCUGUCCCCGCAGCGCGUCCCUCUGUCCCCGCAGGGACCCGGCCCCUGGCAGCCACCCCAGCGGGCUGCAGUCUUUCUGUUGGGCUUGUUUUUUUAAAGAUUAUUUAUACAGUUUUUCAGGAACCGAGUGUUAGUCUUAUAACCAAUACCAAGGCUCAUUUGAAGGCCAGUUGCAUAUGACAAACUCUUUUAUAAAGGUUAUUAUAGCCCGUUUAUGCUAUUUAAAGGUAUGUACAGUAAAGGUGAACCUCAAUGCCACAAAGCUAUGCAUGUACCUCUAGCAGGAUGGCUCGCCAUUCUUUUUCUCUUCCUUGCUUCGAAUAAAGUUUGUUGAAACUCACAAAA
This is a messenger RNA of Columba livia (rock pigeon), 2809 nucleotides long. RefSeq names its product dihydropyrimidinase like 4 (gene DPYSL4). The record is from RefSeq and is a predicted model, not a curated record. Gene Ontology annotation, cellular component: cytoplasm. Gene Ontology annotation, molecular function: hydrolase activity, acting on carbon-nitrogen (but not peptide) bonds. The coding region runs from base 64 to 1992 and encodes 642 amino acids. Lineage: Eukaryota; Metazoa; Chordata; Aves; Columbiformes; Columbidae. The transcript has 14 exons.